AUGGGGGCCCCUCGGGGGCCCCCCAUGGGGCCCCAGAGGUUGAAGGCACACAGGAAGACAUUAAUAAAGAAGGAGGAGGGACACGUACCCUAUCCGCUGGAUCCCUAUUGGGGGCCCUCUGCCCUCUUACCUGUAAUGGUUUAUGGACGUCUUCUUCUUUUUUUCUCCAUUAUGCGGCCAUCAGCAGAUUUUAAUAAAUCUUUUCUUUGUCAUAUAGAUCGUUAUAUAGCAGAACUGCAACAAGUCCUCAAUGGCCCUGAGUGCGGCUGUAUCCGCUCUACGUGGCCUUCUGCCUCUGCUAGGCAGACGGAGGCCCUUGGGGCCUCCCGCUGCUGCUGCAGCGGCUGCAGGGGAUAUACAAAGGAGAAGUUUGAUGAAGAAUGUGUCUCCAUAUCUAAUAAUUUAUGCGAGGCAUUAGAUGGCUGCCAAGAAUGCGUCCUAAUGUGCUGCACCUCUGUAUUGGAUGGUGUUGGGGAGAUGAAGGGUUUAGUUAGGCCCUCUGUUGCUCCUGAUACUGCUGCUGAUGCUCCUGCGGCUGCUGCUGCUGCUGCUGCUGCUCCUGCUGCUCCUGCUGCUGCUACUGAAUCAAGAAAAAUAUUGCCAAUCUUUGAGGGCUUAUUUGGAUUAGCGCAAGUUGCUUCUGUCUCUCUUGCUCUUAUCCUCUCUGUACUACAACAACUCACCCUCUGGAACAAAACGGUCACAAAGGCCAACAGCAACAGCGAGAAUGUCUUUGGGGCUGUCUUGCAAGCAACGAAGCCCUACUUGCAUGCAUUCUUAGACCGUAUACAAGGACAGCAGCGCGGAAUAGUUGAUGCUAUGGAUACCGCAAAACGAUUAGAGUUCAUCGGGCUGCCGCCAUGGCGGAGCUCCGCCUCCGCCGUAGAUUUCCCUUAUACUCUUGAUGACGAUACUCUAAUGGAGGAGGCAAGGCAAAGGGUUCGCACAAAUCUGUGCGCAUCUUACAUCGAGUCUGCGGUGACGAUAAGUUCGAUCCUUGAAACUCGCAUCCAAGCCAUCGGUGGUUGGCUGCAGGAGAGUCUGUCCGAGUAA
Molecule: messenger RNA, 1053 nt
Organism: Eimeria maxima
Lineage: Eukaryota; Apicomplexa; Conoidasida; Eucoccidiorida; Eimeriidae
Exons: 9
Coding region: 1-1053 (350 amino acids)
Source: RefSeq, a predicted model, not a curated record